Molecule: messenger RNA, 1334 nt
Organism: Hordeum vulgare subsp. vulgare (domesticated barley)
Lineage: Eukaryota; Viridiplantae; Streptophyta; Magnoliopsida; Poales; Poaceae
Product: amidase 1-like
Exons: 4
Coding region: 647-1246 (199 amino acids)
Source: RefSeq, a predicted model, not a curated record
AGUCUGCGGCGGUGAUGGUACGUCGUUCGUUUGAUUUUGUUUCGUUCAUUUUGUUCAACUAAAUGAUGGAUCUCAAACGAUAGUUUCCAAAGAUAGCCCGCCUUCCUUUUUGAUCUUUCCUAUUAUUUUCUGCCAAAACAAGCUCCUAAAAAUCAUCCCACCCCACCCGUUCCUCCCCCUUUUGUACGGAGCCCCAUGGACGAUAUGUUGGGAAAAAGAGAACACAUGUGGUCGGUUCCGCCGCCGCCCCAGCCCUACUCUCCAUCCCCUUCUCCUGAUAGCAGUGGCAGCGGGGGAGAGCCAUGUGAAGCAGCAAUAGGACGACAAUAGCGGCAAGAAGCAGGUGGUCGAAUGAUUCUAUGACUCUACCCCACGGGUUUGUUCAUUUCUCACUCGUUUUAUUUCUCAAUAUUAAAAUCAAGAUGUCGAAAUUAAGAUACAGAGCGGUUGAUCUAGAGCGAUGUUGCUGGGGUGACGGAUGUGUGUGGUGGCAUGUUUGGAACCCAAGAGGGGUGCCGGCACAGUGAUGGUGGAGGGCUGGAGCCUGACUGCGUCGUGAGUGGUGACCAAGAGAUAGGAAGGUCGUUGCCUUGAGAACGCGGUCUGCGGCCUCCUCUAGCAGAGUCAGGUGGCGGUUGGGUCAUGGAUGCUGCCUCCUUCCUCUGACCACCAGCACCAGCUCCCCCUGCAAGGCCUCGCCUUCGCCAUCAAGGAGAUCCGGUUCGGCAGCGCGGCCGCGUUCGCUACCGCUGCCACGGGCGUGGGCACGACCGUGAUGGACGAGAUGACCUACAACAUGAAUAGAGAGAAUGCGCACUACGCACUCCCUCUAACGCCUAUGCUCCCGGUGGCUUCUCCUAGCGCCUCGGCCGUCACCGUCGCCGCUAGCCUCGCCGAUUUCGCCCUCGACACCGACACUGGCGACAGCUUCAGUGUGCCUCCCGCCUACUGCGUCAUCUUCUACCUCCGCCCUUCACAUGGACCAGUCUCCACCGAGAGCGUCCUCCCCAUGGCGCAGAUGUUUGACACCGUCGGGUGGUUUGCCAGAGAUAUGGCUACAUUAUCCCUUGUCACUGACGUGCUGCUGCCGCCUGUGCCUGCCAACACCAUCGAUGCCGAGCUACAACAACCAAGCCGUGUCCUCAUUUCUGGAGACUGUUUCAAGAUCUUGGGCUCCAUGGAAGACUGCACCUACGAAAUCCUCAACGCUUCAGCGGCCAAGGUAUUCGGAAUUCUGAGAAUGUGAUGCGACGCUUGGUGACGAGCGAUGCAGGGUGUCAACGCUUUGGAUGUGGCCGCGAUGAUGUAUUGGUGGCGGUGCGACGGGCUGCAUG